AUGGAUUCGUCCGCUGUAGCUACAGCUACGAACGGCGACAUCGUAGAUCCAGAGGAUGUUGAAGAGCAUGAAUCCCACGAGAAAACUAACAAAAGGACAAAAUUGGAGAAGUACCUCGACAGAAAAGAGGUAGGUUCGGGAGAUUUGUCAGUUUUCUUUUUUGUGAGGAUCGUAAAAGGUUGCGUAAGGCGCACAAGAUGCGCAAGCAGGAGCGGCGGAAACAGGCUUUGCAGUCGGGCCUCGAGGUCACUCCUCGAUUGCCAAAGCCGCAGAUCGUCAAGAUGUCCGAAUCAAGCUGCAAAACGCGCGUCGUACUGGACUGUGCCUAUGAUCACAUGAUGUCUUUCAAGGAUAUCUGCAAGCUCGCGCAUCAGGUAGCAGUUAUGUACUCUUCGUGUCCUGUCGACUUAUUCGCAUGUUGGUACCUUUAAAUGCGUCGACUGCUUGUUAUGGUCUGUGAAUUUUCAACGAUCAGACGGAAACAACCGAGGACCCUUAUAUCUAGAGGGUUAUUGACGCCAAUCAGGCCGGCCUUGUCGCUGAAAUCCGAGCGGUAAAACGUCUCCGAAAAUCCGCGGGUAGAGAAAAGCCGUCAGUCAAAGCCUACAGAGGUUGUCCUGAUGCCCUCUUUGAGCUUUUUAUUAUGUUUCAGUAUGCGGGACACAGAACUCAUCCUGGGGCCUUUCUUCAGGGGAGGAGGUCGCGACCUUCUUUUACUGGCUAGCAUGUUGAAUUGCCCAUGUUUAUUCACUGCGGACUUCCUGGGUGGUGUUAGCUUGCACACGACUCACUCAUUCACUCUCCUUCCAACCUCCCACAACAUACACUGAGUGACUGAUCUCAUUAAAUGUUGGUUGAAAUUCUGAGAUGCGUUUUCGAUUAGGAAGGAUUACUUGGGUGCAGUUGUAAUACUGAAUACCUCGUUGCAUACUCCUAUAAUAUUUCUGACUUGGUAGGAUGUCAGCUUUUGAAUGCAUUACUUUCUCAGUAAAAAAUGACUUCUUAAGUAGCAUGCAUUUUUCCUAUUGAUUUUCGAUGGUCCUGUAAAUUCAAAUAUAUCUUAUAGAAACCAUAAACGAAAUAUACAUUCUUUCAGUCAAUUGAUAGAGAAUCACAUCUUUACAUUUUAUACUCAAGAAAGAAGUAUAAUUAGGUUUUAAAAAAGUUUCUAAUUAUGAGAUUUUUUUAAGACCGCGCAGUGUCCAUUCACAUAGCAUCGUAUCUGGCCGUUUACCACAGCUCCUCACAAACUGAACAACAUAGUCCGCAUCCACUGCAAAAUUUCAUGGACUCUGUAUGAUAUCUUUUUAUUAGCUUAGAAAAAUAUGUAAUUUUUGCGCGGGACGCAUGCACCUUGUAGACUGAAAUCACUAAACGGUAAUGCAACGAAUGAUAAGGCUCAACAUUAUGCGAAAAUUUGUAAGCUCUUUAAAAACUUAAUUAUACUCCUUCCCUGAGGAUAAAAUAUAAAGAUGUGAUUCUCUAUUAAUUGACUGAAAGAAAACAUAUUUUUGUUUAUGGUUUCUAUAAGAUAUAUUUGAAUUUGCGAGACCAUCGAAAUCAAAAAAAACGCAUGCUACUUAAGAAGUCAUUUUUUACCGAGUACGGUUUCUUCAGGAGAUUGAAAAGCAGUGUAUUUGAGAGCUGGCAUCCUGCCGAGUCAGAAAUGUUAUAAGAUUAUGCUACAAGAUAAUUAGUAUUACAACCGCGCCCAAGUAAUCCUCCCUAAUCGAAAACGCACUUCAGAAUUUCAGCCAACAUUUCAUGAGGUCGGUCACUCACUGUACUACCCGCAUUUGUGCGUGUCAGCUAUCUGUUUAUAAAGGUGUACGAGGCUGACUUCAAUAUGGCGGAUCACGUUUCGGCGGCAGAUGCCAUCAGGCAGCAGACGCUGUGACCUCGCCCUUAUCUUCAUAGUAACGGAGGGCCUCUUCAGUGCAACGGUUUCCUGCGUUUAGUAAUCAGUUUACGACGCGUCAUAUUAGUUGUUAUGAGAAAGUGGGUGCUUGAUCGACUGAACUGCCUUGUGGUUGGCGCGGUAGCUAAUUUUCCAGAGACGACGAUCUGACCAGAUGGCGAAGUCCGAGUUUAACCAACUGGCUGACAUGACUUGCUGCCUCUAUCUGACGCAUGCUAGACUUCUGUCUUAUCCCCUGGUUUGGUCCAACCGUGGCAGUUAAGGAUGUAGGCUCAACUGUAAUCGUACACAAUAAUUUCAUUCAGGGAGCUGUGAGGACAGGUUUAUUCUGUACACAGGGAAGAUUGCCGUGAGUUGCCUGUCUGCUUGCGUGUGAGAGCAAAGCCCUCAUUCGGAAGGGCACCAAUCGCGGUGUGGAGUGGUGUUCACAUUAGUCGGACAUGUACGCGCCAGCACGAAGAAGUGAGCAGCUGAGUGUUGAUCGGUUAAUUGCUUGUUAUAUGGGCUGAAUGUAGGGCGCAUGUUCGAGAGUGACGAAAAAUCAAGGACGAUACGCCAUUACGAAAAGUGGGACGCUUGCGCGGUUGUCUCACAACCAAACAGCGAGUUUUAUAUUGGGGGCUCAGGAGUCUCCCAGGUUAUCCUUCUAACGUCUGCACACUCAUCUUCUUACCACCCCGAUUCUUGCACAGAUCUCAAACUGUUACUCCAUUAAUCGACAUCUGCCCUCCCCUGUCCAACUCUACGUCACUGGACUCGGCUCCGCCUUUAGGGAGAGUUCAGCGCCUUCACCGAUCACCGAGCAGUGCCAGUCGAAUGUCCCUGAGGCUGCGUCUUCAAGGAGCACUUCGGAGCACGACGCCGGUUGCGUCACGACGCGUCCCCCGGCCUCGAAGAGUACCCUAUCUCGACUGAACCUGGUCAGCGCAGAGAACUGGGACCUCUUCCUGAAAGUGGUACUUGACCGUGCCAGUCUUUUCGGACGCCUUUACCGUUUUAUUCAUUGCCUAGUCCGCCUGACUUGCGGUGGAGUCGAAGCAAGCCAUGCGGGCCGUAAGCAACGUGCUCUGUUCAGAUGUCUUGCCAAUGUGAAAAUAAGGCACUCAUCGUGCAGUAAUUCACCCGACACGCGAAAGACAGACCCAGAUUCCUAAGCAGCCAUUUACGUCAGAAGAGCAUAUGUACUCAUGAUCGUUUUGUCUAUUUGCUGUAUCGCCGCGUGAUAGAAGGCUAAUCGGCAUGUGACGCCGGCAUUCCUAUGACGGGCGUAAUAUAAGCUUUACCGAAGGAGAGUUGAUUCCUGAGCCACCAGGCAAGUUCACCACUGGAACUCGGUUAUAUCAACUUUGCACGUCUUUGAAGAUAUCUCCAGCACAGCCCCAAGGUUUCAAUGAAUAAGCUAAUGUUUCAAGCGACGACCAACCAACGCCUUGCAUACUCAUACCGCUAAUGCGGAUGACUGUCCUUACAUUUUACUGAAAUCAUCUACAACUGAAUGUUCACAAGUUUUGGUUCUACAUUUUCACGGAAAAUAUUCUGUUAAAUGCGUAUAUUACUGACAAACUUUCAGUACCAUGUUUAUUUAUAGUGAGAUAUUGCAUGUACCGUUUACAAUAGGGUUUUCAAAGGCAUUGCCUAUUACUCUUAAAAUAUACUGACCUAUACUGACCUAUUCCAAAGGAGCGAUUUUUAUCGUUUGAUCUUAGUACACAUCUUCCUGGCCGUGGGUGACACUGCCGCGUAGAGACCAUCAAGAGAUACUAUCAACAGGUACAUGAGAGCUGGUGGAGGCACUUGCCUGGCGUACGCUGGCACCUGGUUCCCUCCUGCGGUGGAUCCGCUUGCUCUCCCGCUGGAUAUACAGUCCGUGUGCAUGGUUGUUCAGUGACCUGUGCCAUCCUUUCCUCUUUCUGACCCAUUUUUGUUGUUUAAAACCCCCCAGUCAAGUGUUUGUUGUUGGCCAAGGGGUGUGGUGGUGGUACGUCUAGGUGCGGGUUCGGCCGUGCUAGUCACCUGCUUCCUCUUGCGUCUUCUUGACUCCGUUUUGACACCGAGUCCAGGCGCGGGAGGAGAGAGUGCAGGGGGUGCUGUGUAAGUCUACAUUCGCUGUAAACUAAAUCACGUGCAAGUCAUCUUGCCUGCUCUCGCCUUGCUGUGGGGCAUACGAUGAACAUCGUCGGGAACGACGGUCGAAUUGUAAUCUUUUUACUACUAGGAGAAGUUAUAGGAGGGCAAUAGGCGAUUAGGAUGACAACGGGCGAAUUAAAAAAUUGCCAGAGCAACUGCUGGAGCUCAGAGUAGAAAUGCAGGCGACUUUGGUCAUUAUUAAUGCAAAGCUAGGAUGUCGACUUUGCGAUUUCGCUUAAGUAAUCUUUUCCAUCUAUCAGCAUGCUUUCCGAUUGCAGUCGUUGCUUUCCUUAUCGGUCAUGCGAUUUAAGUCUUAAACUCCUUUAUUCCUCUUUCAUUGCCUUUGUGACGGACAAAAAGGCCGAUACACUGAAGCCACUCCUUCAGAUCUACCAAGUUGUUUUUAUCCUGUCACUUAUUCGCCGUUUUCCUUCGCCUUCCCCGUUCUUUGUAGGAAGAUUUCACCGAGCUUUUCCCAGCAACUUCAAUCGUCUACCUCUGCGCCGAAGCUGACGAUGAGCUACCGGAUGAGUUUAUUUCUCCUGGUGUGAACAGUGGCGGUGAAGAAGAACCAAAAUUUGCCUCCGACGAUGUUUACGUUAUUGGCGGUCUGGUGGAUCAUAAUUCUCAUGUAGGAUUCUGCCAUCGUCAGGUAUUACUUUUAUGAAAUGCUGCUACUUGUGCGUAACUACAGUGCGUAACCGAUCUCAUGAAAUGUUGACCGAAAUUCUGAAAUACGUCUUCGAUUAGGGAGGAUUACUUAGGUGGGGUUGUAAUAAUGAUAAGUAUGCAGUCUAAGACUAUAGCAUUUCGGACUCACUGGGAUGUCGGAUUUUGGAUGUACCCCUCUUUGACCUUCUGUAGAAACUGCACUUGGUAAAAGAUGACUUCUUACGAGGCAUGCAUUCUUCCUAUUUAUUUUCGAUAGUCUUAUAAAUUCAAUUAUAUUUUAUAGAAAACAUGCACAAAAAUAUGUUUUUUCUUACUCUUGGUAGAAAAUCGCAUUGUCUUGAUAUUUCAUACCCGAAGGAAGUGUGCAUAUUUGGGUUUUUAAAAAGUUUUCGAAUUCCCGAAUAAUUUUGUUCCUGAUGUGCCAUUGCAUUAGCGUUUGGCGAUUUCAGUCUAUAAUGUGCAUGCUUUCCGCAUAAGGAAAAUCAUAUAUUCCUCUAUGUCUUUAAGAAGGUACCACAUAUAAUCCCUAAAAUUUCGCAAUGGAUCCGGACUGUGUUGUGGUAUACGGACAUAUGCGGUCCGGUAUGCAAGGAUAGCGCACAGUCUUAAAAAUCUCAUAAUUAGAAACUUUUUAAGAACCCAAAUAUGCACACUUUCUUUGGGUAUAAAAUAUCAAGACAAUGCGAUUUUCUACCAAAAGAGUAAGAAAAAACAUAUUUUUGUGCAUGUUUUCUAUAAAAUAUAUUUGAAUUUAUAAGACUAUCGAAAAUAAAUAGGAAGAAUGCAUGCUUCUUAAGUAGUCAUCUUUUACCAAGUGCAGUUUCUACAGAAGGUCAAAGAGGGGUACAUCCAAAAUCCGACAUCCUGAUGAGUCCGAAAUGCUAUAGUCUUAGACAACAUAUUUAUCAUUAUUACAACCCCACCUAAGUAAUCCUCUCUAAUCGACGACGUAUUUCAGAAUUUCGGCCAACAUCCCAUGAGACCGAUCAGGCACUGUAGUAACCGUGUUUGGAGAGUUAAAAUAAUCGAUUUCCUCCGACGAUUUUUACGUUAUUGGCGGUCUCGUGGAUCAUAAUUCUCAUGUAGAAUUCUACCACCGCCAGGUAUUACUUUUAUAAAAUGUUGCUACUUGUGCAUAAUUAGUAAACGUGUUUGGCGAGUUAAAAUUAUUGGCUUCCUGUUUAGGCCUCUGAGCGCGGCCAUCGGACAGCUCGUUUACCUCUUGACCGUACCGGAAUCGUCCUCUCCGGGCGCAAGGUCCUCAGCCUUAUGCAUGUUUUCCAGGCACUUGCGGGCGUCCUGGGCGGCGGUUUAGACUGGACCACAAGCCUCAACGCUGCUCUACCUUCUCGCAAGUGCGCCACCUCCACAAUGACGCCUGCGCCAUUCUACGCUGCAACCCUCAAACACUCUUCCUCAUCCUCAAAUAUUUCUCAUCCUGAUAAUUUCUGUUCGCCUUUGCCAAACGAGCCUACAUGA
Molecule: messenger RNA, 6196 nt
Organism: Spirometra erinaceieuropaei
Lineage: Eukaryota; Metazoa; Platyhelminthes; Cestoda; Diphyllobothriidea; Diphyllobothriidae
Source: the annotation of a GenBank genome assembly